AUGAGCAAACCGCCUCCAGCAGCACUUCAUACCCCCGGUUUUGCGCACUAUGGCAUCGCUUGGUCGCCCUUCCACAACGGCCGGAUUGCCAUCGCCUCCGCUGCAAACUAUGGACUCGUCGGGAACGGGAGGCUGCACCUGGCCUCCCUAGGACCGGGUCCUCCUGGGAUGCCCUCCAUCAACUUGGAUCAUCUUUAUGAGACGCAGGAUGGCCUGUAUGACGUCGCGUGGUCAGAGAUACAUGAGAACCAACUGGUGUCGGGGUCCGGAGACGGGUCAAUCAAGCUGUGGGAUGUCAUGGUCAAGGAUCUUCCCAUACACGCCUGGCAAGAACACACCCGCGAGGUCUUCUCGGUGGACUGGUCGAACAUUAACAAAGACCAGUUUAUCUCCUCCUCGUGGGAAGGCACUGUGAAGCUGUGGACACCCGAACGACCCCGUUCUCUCACCACGCUCCAAGCGCACACGUCCUGCGUCUAUCAAGCCCUCUUCUCCCCGCACCAGCCCGACGUGAUCGCGACGUGCUCGACCGACGGCACGGUCCGCAUCUUCGACCUCCGCGCACCCGCGUACGCGCCCGCCGCCCCAGGCGCGAACGCGUUCUCCGCGCCCCUGACCGCCGCGGCGCUGACCGUGCCCGCGUCCGGCGGGGAGGUGCUCUCGCUCGACUGGAACAAGUACCGACCCUUCGUGCUAGCGAGCGCCGGCGUCGACAAGGCCGUUAAGACCUGGGACUGCCGUAUGGUGAGGCUCGGGCCUGGCUCGGGGGACCCAGGCGCAGGGCAGCCCGCGGUCGGCGGCGUGUGCGAGACGCACCUCGCGGGACACGAGUAUGCGGUUCGGAAGGUGCAGUGGAGCCCGCACCGCGCAGACGUGCUCGCGAGCGCGGGCUACGACAUGACCUGCAGAGUAUGGACGACGACACCGCCACCCGGGGGCUCUCAUCUGCUUGCGAUCCACGACGCGCACACAGAGUUCGUGGUCGGGUGUGCGUGGUCGUUGUAUGAAGAAGGGCUGUUGGCUACCUGUAGUUGGGAUUGCAGACUGAACGUGUUCCGAGUAUAG
This is a messenger RNA of Epithele typhae, 1065 nucleotides long. Its product is annotated as WD40 repeat-like protein. The transcript has 5 exons. The record is from RefSeq and is a predicted model, not a curated record. Gene Ontology annotation, cellular component: peroxisomal matrix; cytosol. The coding region runs from base 1 to 1065 and encodes 354 amino acids. Lineage: Eukaryota; Fungi; Basidiomycota; Agaricomycetes; Polyporales; Epitheliaceae. Gene Ontology annotation, biological process: protein import into peroxisome matrix. Gene Ontology annotation, molecular function: protein binding.